Molecule: messenger RNA, 345 nt
Organism: Gongylonema pulchrum
Lineage: Eukaryota; Metazoa; Nematoda; Chromadorea; Rhabditida; Gongylonematidae
Source: the annotation of a GenBank genome assembly
CUUGAAAAGCAUCUUGUUGCCGAUAAAGCACGAACUGAAAAAUCCACGGCGGAAAAGACCGAGGAAAGCAAACGAUCCAAAACGGAUGAUAACAAAACAAAUGCUGGAGAAACACCAGCGCAUCUACGUGUAUCAGUAUCGCUGAGCGAGAAGAGAAGGCAUGUUGAGCCAACAGCAACAGCAGCAGCUGCAGCUACUGCACCAGCACCUACUCAGAAUGAAGCACCGGCGAAGGAGUCGGAAAGGGGCGAAACACGAUUGAAGCAUGAACACGAACAUCGAGGACGGAAACGUUCUGCUUCGCCAGCAGCAGCGGUAAUUUUUGAUUUUUCCAAACAACUUUAA